Portunus trituberculatus (swimming crab) is the source of this 5859-nucleotide messenger RNA. RefSeq names its product zinc finger MYM-type protein 3-like (gene woc). The transcript has 21 exons. Lineage: Eukaryota; Metazoa; Arthropoda; Malacostraca; Decapoda; Portunidae. Bases 556 to 5082 code for a protein of 1508 amino acids. The record is from RefSeq and is a predicted model, not a curated record.
GACAGGGAUGACCAAUCUCUUUUUCCAGUCAUGGGGAAUGGUACCUGAAUGCCAUAGAGCAGUCAAGACAGCAUGCAACCCAAGCAUCAUGGCCUCACCCCCUGCUUUGAGCAGCUCCACACUGAUGUUACAAAUGCCAGCUGCCUUUCCACCCCUCAACUUUGCCACAGCCUCUUUGACAUCAUCAAUGGAGGGUGCAUUUUCAUCAAUGGGUGGAUUAGCAUCCAGCAUCUGUAACCCUGCAGUUUGGAGCUAUACACUUGGAGGAUCCACCGUGAACAGCUGCUUAAAGUACUUAGCCCAACAAGCCAUCUGCCCAUCUGCGUCUGAUAUGAGGUGGCCAUCUGCUGUUUAGAUUGCGCUUGUUUGAGAUGUAGACUUUGAGCAGAGUUUCUUCAGGGCUUGAUAUGCAGGUUGGAGGUCAUUAGCAUUUAAAUGACACUCUACAUCUUCAAUGAGACCCCUGACAUACCUCUCCUUGUCUCUCCUCAGGAGAGCUUUAGUCCUACAUGACAGAGCCCUGUACUGGUCGUGGUUCCUAGGAAGUCUAGCAGCAUGACUCUCCUCAAUACUGUCCAGCAUCUCUACCGAGGUGAAGCCACUCUGUCACCGUGGGCGCUCCCCAUUGCAUUCCUUGGCAGCCUCAAGAGUCUCACAUUUGAAGAGCCAACAAGGACAAGAAUGGAGCCAGAAAGUAUGGAGGUGGAUUCAACAAAAGACAACAGGCUUGAGCCAGAAGAAAAACAGGACAGUGCUGUAGAAAAGGAGACAACUGAGGAAGACCAUUCAACUGCUGCAGAAAGUGAUGAACAGUGUGAUAUGUCUUCUGCAGGUGUUGGUGUGGUGAUCAUGGAUGGAGACUUGACCCCAUCAGAGAUUAUUGAUAUUGAUAAAAGUGUUUCAGAGCAGCAGUGCAGUGAAGGCAAUGACAUCCAGGAUCAGGAAGGCAACAAUGACGAGCAAGCAAAUCCUCUUAGUACUGCAGAUGAACAAGAGAACACAGACAAGCCAGAAUUGGAGGCUGAUGCAGUGGAGAUGUCCAGUGCUGAAGAGUCAAAUAGUGAAGGCAAUUGCUUGGUGUCAAAAGUCACAGAAAAUGACACCUCAUUGGAUAAACAGUCUGUGGUCUCAAGUUCAGGUGAGAGAUCUGAAGUGACUGAAACACAGGAGGGGGAGACAUGUUCAGGGGAUGCUGAUGGCAAUGCUGGUGCUGGUGCUGAUGCUGAUGCUACACAGAAAGCAAGUGUGGAGAGUAUUGUUGUGGGUAAAGAGGAUGACAAUGAAGACAUAGUUGAGCUCCCAGUUCAUAGAAAGCCAGCUGUACUUGUUGACUUGUCAGAUGAUGAUGAAAAUGUUGAUAAGAAUCAGAAAAAAAAGCAAAACAAAGAAUGUAAUGAUGACUUAAGUGUUAUGGAAGACAAGGCAGCUAGCAAUGAAAGCAAGAAAAUCAAACUUCGCUCUUUGGCUUCACUUGUGGAUGUUGCUGGAGGGGACGACGUGCCACACCCGGACAUUCCAGGCAUUGGAGAGAUAGUGGAGCACGGUGUGAUCAUUGGCUCAGAAGAGAUGGAUGGCCUUCAGUUGAGAAUCUCCAAUGUGGUGGGUGGUGAGGACUGCAUCACAGGUCUCACUGUAGACGAGGACCGUGACGCCUUCUCCAGCAUUCAGAUCUCCUCUGUGACGACACUCAUUGACCCCAUAAGCCCUGAGGACCCUAACCAGAUAGACAACAGUGAUGAGAACCACAUGGUGGAUGAAGAGAAUGAAAAGGAAAUUGAAGAGAAUCUGCCAUGUCGUCUUGUGAGCAGCACCUCAACUGCUGAGCCUCAGAGCAGCAGUGCAGGAACAGCGGCCAGUGACAGUGUGGACCUGACAAAGGAUGAUGGAAAGAAGUCUGCAGAAAAAAAUGACGAUUCCUCUGAGACAGAAAAGUCUUCAAAUAGAAAAGAUUUGACUGACUCAGGAUCAGCAGGUCCCAAAAUCCGACUAAGCACAGCUGCGACGGAAGUUGGAAAGGAUGCAGGGAGCAAGGAUGAGAGCAGCCCACCCCGCCACGUGUACCACAUCCUGCGCAGCAUUCUCACUGUAAAGAGAGAAUGCGUCCUAUGUUCCAGGAAUGUCCAGUGUCAAUUCAGAAUUGUUAAGAAGGAUGAAAAUGGAACAUGGGCCUUCCUGUGUUCAACAUCAUGCCGUGCCAAGUGGACCUCUGGACUGAUGCCCAAUCAUGUAGUGGAAAAACCUCGUCUGAUAUUUGAGAAGUUGUGUGGGAUGUGUGGGAAGGAUCUAGCCAGUUUAGCUCGUGAUGGACAAUACUCCUGGGAAACAAGGGAAUUUUGCUCAAAGGACUGUUUAACUCAGCAUCUGAAUGAAGUGGCAGGCGUGUGUCACAUGUGUCAUGAAAAGGUGCGCCUGAUACUCAUUGGGAAAUACUGUGUCCGAUUUGGGUCUGACAUACACCAGUUUUGCUCCAAUCAUUGUCUUGAAUGCUACAAAACCAAGAUAAAAGUUUGCUGUUACUGUCAAAAGAAUCUUGAAACUGUCGCAAAAGUUACAUCUAUUUCAAAUAAAGAAUACUGCAGCUCAAAAUGUUUAAAGCGGGCACAGCGAAGGGACAUUGGCCAACAGAACCACACUGACCAGUAUCCUUGUACAGUGUGCCAGAUCAUCAGCCUCAAUCGAUAUGAGUUUGUCACCAAUCAGGAAUCUUACCAGCUGUGUUCAGAUCCUUGCCUCAAUGUCUACAAAUAUGCAAAUAAAGUCAAAGCAGUUCCCUGUUGCUUAUGCUUCCGCGUGAUGAAUGCAGAGGACGUGGCACACUACCUGUACCACGGAGGCCAUCAGCUACGGGUGUUCUGUUCAGAUUCCUGUGUGAAUGUAUUCAUCUUGUCUGCUCGAAAAAUUGUUGUCUGUGAGGCAUGUAAGGUUAAGAAAUACAACUUUGACAUGAUUCAUCGACAAGUUGAUGAAGACUUCAGAGACUACUUCUUCUGUUCAUUAAACUGUCUCGACUGUAAAGAACCAAUUGUCAAUGGGAAGAAAAGCAAGAAUGGAGGGACUGCAGCAGCAUCACCAAAAAGUGGGUCUGUCACAUCAAAUGUUGUCUCUGAUCAACCUGUCACCAAUUGCAACAUGUGCAAUGCUAUGGCCAAGGCUCAGUACCACAUGGUCAUGUCUGACAACACACUCAGAAGUUUUUGUCGCUAUGCCUGUGCUUCCAAAUACAAAAAUACUUUUGGAUUCCAAGUGAAUGGAAUUCAGAGUUCAGACUCUUCUGAGAACAGCAAUUCAGUUCCAGUUUUGCGAGAGAAAGUCCUUCAAAAAACUCCUUCAAGUCAACCAGAAGAACCAGAAAACACUUCUCAAACCAAGAAAAAAAUUGUCUGUGAUGCAGCAGAGGACGUCAGUUCUGUGACGGCAGAGCUAUUGAGGCUUCUCACACCACCUACCAUGGUGAACAAGACAACCUCCUGUCGACCACACACCACCACCAAAGGAGUCUACUGCAAACCUCACCCGUGGCACAGGCAAACACAAACAGAGUCUUCAGAUACCGAUUCUAAGGCACCAGCUGUGCUACCUGUGCCAGUGCCCAUCUAUGUCCCCACACCCAUGAUGACGUAUAGCAUGCCGUAUCCAGUGCCAGUGUUUGUUCCUAUACCACUCCCAGUUCCUAUCUUUAUUCCAACCACUGCCAGAACCACCACUGAUAUUGCAAAAAUGAUGAAUAAAAUUCAAGAUGAAAUGCCAGAAGACCCAUAUGAAGCGGAAAUGGUGAUGUUGGCUCGUGCAUCCAGUGAGAGUAUAGAGGCAGAGACGCCAGCGGAGAAAACACAGAAAAAUCCUUCACCACCCACUGCUUGUGAAAACCCAGCUGUCAUUGAUGAACUCAAAGAUGUAGAUGUGUCUUGCCUUGACACUGUGGAGGAUGACAUUCCAAGAUUAUCACUAAAACCUUCAGAUGCUACAAACAUUGUGAACUCCAUGACAGAAGCUGAGAAUGUUGAUUCAGAAGAAGAAGGUGAAGAGCAGAAUCGCAAAAAACGAAAAUUGCAGCAUGAAGAUGGUAAUCCCAAGAAGAAAAUGUUACUAAGUGGGAGCCAUGAGCCUGCGUCUGUCAGUGAUCCUGAGAGGGAACCCCAGUCAACCUCAAGUCUGAGUGCUGUUCACCUAGAAGAGGAGUACCCAGACACCUUUCUCAAUAAAAUGUACGGCCUGGCUGCCUGGAAGAGUUGGGUGACCACAAAGAAUGCUGAGCUGGCUGGAGUGUCAUCCUCCCGGAACAUGAAGAUGAUCUGUGAUGACCUUCUCUCCAUGAACUGUGAGGAGCUGAACUAUGCACUCUGUCUCUUCCUCAAGGAUCUAAGAAAAAAGAAUGGAGAACUGUACCAGCCAGACACUGUCUUCUAUCUUCUGCUUGGUAUUCAGCAACACCUCUUUGACAGUGCAAGAACAGACUGCAUAUUUAUGGACUUAGGUUUUGAGAAGUUCACCAACAGUUUUGAUGAGAUAACAAGAACCUUCGUAAGCCAGUCAUUGCCAUCAGAUGGAGAGUGUUCUAGUAGUUCCAGUACACCAGGAGUGACAAGAAUAACUGAGAGUAUGCUAUGGGAAUGCAGACAGUUGGGAGCCCACACACCACAAGUUCUUCUUAACACACUCUUCUACUUCAAUACCAAGGUCUUCAAACUCAAAACUGUUGAAGAACAUCAGGGCUUGUCAUUCUCUCAUAUUGUUAAACAGUGGAGACGAACAGUUGUGGAUCCUGAAGGCUCUGUCAUGAGAACCAGUCUCCUCAAGUACUUUUGUCCAAAAAAAGAUGGGAAGAAAAAAAAAGCAAUAGAAAUGCAUGAAAACCGAGACGAUCCUUUAAGAUGUCCUGUGAAACUCUUUGAAUUUUAUCUUUCAAAAUGUCCUGAAUGCCUCCGCCAUGAGCAAGCCAUCUAUUAUGUCUAUCCUGAGCGAUCCUGUGUGCCAGACUCUCCAACUUGGUUCUCAAACCAGGCAGUGCAGCAAGCCAGUCUCUCCAAGAUGCUGCAUCGCACCCUCAUGGUGAAAGAAAUCCAGGAAGCACUCAUGGAGUGAUUCAAGGUGUUUUUAAUUUAUAGUGUUAUUUUUGUUAUCGACUGACCUUGGUCUGCAUUCACACUAUUUAGUUUCUUAUCAUGGUUGUUCAUUGCAUCAUCAUCAUAUCAUCAUCAUCAUCAUCAUCAUCAUCAUCAUCAUCAUCAUUUUCAUCAUCAUCAUCAUCAUCAUCAUCAUCAUCAUCAUCAUUAUCAUCAUCAUUUUUAUUAUCUUUCAUUUAAUGUUCUCAUUUGGAUUAAGGGAUUGGGGAGCAUAUGAAUUUCUUCUACUUUUGUAGUCAGAGAUUUCAUGUAUUAGGAGCAAUAAGGUUUCCUCCCCCUGAAUGUCCUUCUCUCACUGGAAGUGGAUUUGAACUGAAGCUGACCUGACUGCAUUGGGCUUCUGACCAAGAUUAUCAAGCCUUCCUUGAGAGUGAUGGUUUCAUGUGAUCCAGUACAUACAUCCCACAGUGGACAAUGCAUUGCUAUGUUCUACACUAACCACAACAUGAUGCUAUAAACAACAAUUCAUUGAAUCAUACAAACAGCUUGUGAACUGCAAUAAACUGAAGAUUGUGCAUAGAUCUUCACAUUAGUUGGUCACAACCAGUCUGCCACCACAGCACCCAAGAUGCUUCAUUGUGCUGCAUCAGCAUUGUACUGCAUGUGGCUGUGACAAGCAGAUAGAUGGUGUGAAAAUAACCUGAGAUAGAUCACAAAUAUCAUUUUAUGGUUAUUUGUUACUUUUAUGAUAUUUUUAUGUGAAUAUUUGUUCGCAAAUAUAUAGUCAUAGCAGGUU